Bicyclus anynana (squinting bush brown) is the source of this 6049-nucleotide messenger RNA. RefSeq names its product OTU domain-containing protein 7B. NCBI's taxonomy places the organism in Eukaryota, Metazoa, Arthropoda, Insecta, Lepidoptera, Nymphalidae. Gene Ontology annotation, biological process: protein K48-linked deubiquitination; protein K11-linked deubiquitination; protein deubiquitination involved in ubiquitin-dependent protein catabolic process. Gene Ontology annotation, cellular component: nucleus; cytoplasm. Gene Ontology annotation, molecular function: K63-linked polyubiquitin modification-dependent protein binding; DNA binding; zinc ion binding. The record is from RefSeq and is a predicted model, not a curated record.
GGCUGCAGCAAUGGUGAUAGAAGCUAACCCUAUUGCUGAUAACCGGACAGAUGAUCGUGUUCACGGCAGCUCCUUACGGCCUAGGGCGGGCGGUGACGUCAUCCAAGACCGUUCAGUCGGAACCCUCGAUCUGAAUAUGUCGUACUCUGCGCCCUCCAACUUAGUCCUCACACCGGCACCUGAAUGUCGGAAGCUCUCGCGCGGUAUAUCCCGAGCGACAGACAACGAGGGGCUAGUAUGGGCCCUGCGCAGCAACACGGAACCUGAACCCAACACCCUCUCCUCCGACCACAUCCUGUUGCUGCCGGACAUCUCAGUCUACCCUCCAGACUUUAGGAUAUUCAUCGAGAAGGACCUCCUCGAGACAGCUACACUAGUGACUCUAGAAUCCGCUGGUAUUCUCAACUGGUGGCGCCAAGGCCGCGUGCCGGGCGCGCCGCGUUUGCUACCCCUGGCCACGUCAGGGGACGGCAACUGUUUGCCGCACGCUGCCUCUCUGGCCGCGUAUGGGUUCCACGACAGACUCCUCGCUUUGAGGACGAAGGUGCAAGCGCUUUUGUCUGGUGAAGAAGGCGAUGUACUUACUAGAGCAAUAAAACGCCGCUGGCGCUGGUCCGAGAGCCUCUCGCUGAAGUCAGCCGGCCUGACGCCGUCGGAGUCGGAGUGGGAGUGCGAGUGGCACGACGCGGUGCGGGCGGCGUCAGCGGAGCCGCGGCCGCGCCCGCAGCCGAGCGCGGCGCCGCACUACGCGGGCCUGGAGCAGCUGCACGUGUUCGCUCUGGCGCACGUCAUGCGGCGCCCCGUCAUCGUGUUCGCGGACGUCGCGCUGAGGGAUUUCCGUGGCGAUCCAGUAGCACCAAUCCCCUUCGGUGGCAUCUACCUGCCGCUGGAGUUGGAGCCAGAAGUCUGCAGCAAAGCGCCGAUACUACUAGCGUAUGACGCUGGUCACUUCUCAGCCCUAGUGCCUUGCGAGCCCUUGCCUACUGAUGGAGCCAGGGUGCCUUUGGAAGACCAGGCCGGGAAUCCUAUGCCUAUUCGGUUCAACGUGGACCCAGGCCACGAUUUCCGGUGGGAGAUUGAACCCGACCAGAAGACCAUAAACAACCUCCUCCCAGACGAGUACCAGCGCUCCGCCAUGUUAGCCGGGUACCUCGACCUGGAGCGCGUGGAGUGCCUCUCCCACAGCCCUCCGCCGGAGGAGCUGAGGAGGUCCCUCGACGCGCUCUCCACCAAGAGCUCCAAACAAUUCAACUCUGUUGCCAAACAAUUCGGAAGCAUUGGAAGGUCAAUGAGCAGUAAGCUGAAGAAGAACUUCGGCUCUAUAACCAAGCUGGGCGGCAAGAGCGGCAGCCAGAGCAACCCCGAGGAGGGCCUGCUGCGGAGACAGUCCACGUGCGAGGUGCUGUGCUGCAGAGUGCUGGCGGCCAGGGCACCAGUCCAGGAAGAGAUGGUCAAGAACUACCUCAAUGAAGCUUGGAUUGGUUACACAGCGGAAAAGAACCGCAAAGAGCAGAACCAGUCCGUACCGUCCCAACCGAGGUACGGUACCGGCCGGUCCCAGUUCUACGCCGAGGCGGACCGAGCGGCGCACGAAGUCGCCCGUACCCUGACCACACGGUCCGCGAAGCCUGCACAGGAUCGAACCUUGUACUUAUCGAAGUCUACGUUCUACGAUGACCGUCCCCCGUCCCCCAAACCCUGUAGGGCCCCCUUGUGUAUGUAUUAUGGCAGUCCGGCGAACAAUGACUACUGUUCUAGAUGCGCCAAGUUACAGUAAGUGCUUCCAUUUUUAAUAUAAUAGUUGUUAGAUUAUUUUAUUGUAUUUUUGAUUUCUAAAGUGACAAUUUUGGUAAAAGAAAUUAUUAAAUAUCAUUUAUAUAACCGAACUUUUCCUUCUUUGAAAAAAAUCUUUAUUUCUAGUUCUAAAAACCACAUAUUUAAAACAUGCUCUUGAAAAUUAACUUAACACAGUGAUGCCAGACAUCCCGAUUUUGGCAGGAUAUCCCGGUUUUUAAAUUAAAAUUAAUUUUCUAUGGAUAUAUUUUUAUAUACCUAUAGAAUUAUUAUAUCAUUUCAUAUUUUUAUUAUCUAUUGUCACGUCAACGUAAUUUUAACACAAAUAAAAAGAUAAAUAUUCAAAAACUUUUGAUUAUAUACUUUUUUUACGAUGUCCCGCUUUUCACUAAAAAACUUCCUAAAUCUCGACUAUGUUCGUCUUUAUGUUCUUUCUUUCCGUACCUUAUUACUUAUCACUUGCAUGGUGCACCACAAUAAAAAAAUAUUAAAAUGGAGGCGGAUCGGUUAUUUAUUGCUGUUAUGAGUAGGUAUGUUCAUUUAAUACAAAAAACUUGGCGCAUACACUGCCGUGUCCAUUUUUUUUAGUUUAUUUAACUUGAAGCUGGUCAUUUAUUCCAUUUAAUUUUUUUAUUUAAUUAUUUUUAUUUUUAUGUGUUCAUGUUGUGUACAUUUUCCAAAAAAAAAUCUUACCAAAACUAUCACUUGUGAAAUCAUAUAUUUUUGUGUCUUAGUGUUAAGUAAAAAUACUCCCCCAACUAAAACAAAGUAGUUACAAUAAUACAAAUUAUAUAUAAUCAUUGUAAUUAUAUAAUGUUAAUUACAUAUAUAUUUUUGUAACUGAUUAUACAGAAAUAAUUAUUUUUCUUAUAAUCGUAACACCAAAAUGUUCUGAAAGGUUCAGGUUAUAGCUUUAUUUAGAUUUUUUUCUCGGAAGAAUAUUAAUGAUUAACAAAACAUUUUGCUUAAAAAAAGGCUAAUCUUGGUUGAAAAUUCAAAUAUUUUUAAUAAAUAUGUAAUAUAUAAAUUAUGUAAUGGUAAAAUGUAUUAUUAUGAUAUGUUUACCUUUUAAGCCGACUUUAAAGUUAUUGUCAAAGAGCUAUAAUCUGAAGCAAAAAUAAUAAAAAUUCUACUUACAUAAUUCAUUAGAAUUUAUGAUAUUAUUAUUGUUAACUAGAUACAGGAUAUAUUAAUAUACGACCGUAUUAUUAGUUCGUAAAAACUAAAAAAGUUUUAAUGUAGAAUAUCUACUUAAAAAGUAUUAUUAAACGCAAAUUGUAACAUUUUUGUUAAUUUUAAUGUUUUUUUUUACAUUAUAGACGUUUAAGAUUGUUAUUUUUUAUGUGCAAUUUGUCAUAAUAGUUCCUCCAAUAUUGUACAUCCAAAGCUUCCAUUGUAGAAGUAAAUAGCCUAAAACCACAUUCGAACUACAGUCCGGUCGCUCAGUGAUUGCGUUUGUGACAGGUCGUGAUUGAAUGGGCGAAAUUUUAAUAUCUUUUAUUAACCUUUAUAUUGAGUAAUAACAUUAAAAAAAUAAUUAUAAGUAAAUAAACGUAUUAAUUUUGAGCUAAAAUUAUUGGCAAUUAAUCAAUAAACAAAUAUAAAAAGGUUACAUUGACAGCUGUCAGAAACGCAAUCUCUGAGCGGCCGGACUUUAACAGACACACUUAGCUAGAGAGUUUAGUAUGUUAUAUUGUACUUAUUAAUAUAAUUUUAUAGGCACAUACUAGUCUAGUCGUUAAAAAAGUCUGUCAGUUCGAAUAUGAAUAUUAAUUUGUAUUGGUCUCAGACCAAUUACCUUUGGACUUGUAUUGCAAUCAAAUUCACCAACAAAAUUGUCUAUCGUUUUUUAAAGGGGGGUGUGGUAGACUCACACAUCCAAAAUAUUUAACACCAAUAAAUAUAUCUUGUGUACCACAACUAUAAAUUUAUUUAUUAGGUUUAUUUACAAUUACUUACACUAACUAAAAUAAUAAAAUGUAACUAAAUUAUAAAUCAAUAUAAGUGAUUAUUUACAAAUAAACACAGCAUGGAAUAAAGAAGAAAAGUAAAUAAAAGAUAACUUAAAUAUCACAAAUAUAGAACAUACAUACUUGUAUUAUUAAUUUAAAAAGAAAAAAUAAUGAGAGAAAAAAAGAAACAGAAUGAAAUAAGAUGAGCACAUUAGUCAUAAGAGUACCAAGUAGAUAUGAUUUUUUUCUUUUCCGAAUAUAUUGAUUCAGAGUAAAUGUUUACUUUAGGACUUGAACUUUUUAUUCAAUUAAUUUAAAACGUAAUACACACGCGUGUAAAUUUAACACAAUGAAACAUCAAUUUUACGCAAUUUGUAUAAACACGUUAGAUCGUGAUCAUAUAGUUUUGACAAAGGGGUAACGUCUAGCGAGGCAUGUCCUAUGGUAAUUGGUCUGAGAUAUUACUGAUAGUACCUUACUGUUCUGAACGAUCAUUAAAUUUGCCCAAACUUAAUUAUUUUACAACAAUGGGUCCAGAUAAUACUGUAAAAUCACAUUCGGAAUAACAGAGUAACUGUAGCUAGAGUUUAAUAUUUGAAGUUGUACUUAAAAAUCUAAAUUUUAUAAGCAAAUACCACUCUAGAGUCUAGUCGUUAAAAGUCUAUUAGUCCGAAUUUGAUUUUAUUGUAUUUUAUUUUUAAUUUGAACUUGGGUUAUGGCAUAAAUUAUAUUAAUUCAUUUUACACGUUUUUUGUAUGCUGAUUCAUGUAUUAGACUAUGUUUGGACUAACAUAAUAUUAACGAUUGCUAAUUUUUUUUUUUUUUUAAUCAUCAGAAAUUUAUUAUUCUGAUACAUCUGUAUUACAGAUUAAUGAUAUCAUCUGUAUUUUGUUUUAUUGCCAUUUAAAAAAGCAUUCUUAAGCCCCAAUAUUUAAGUAAAUAUAUAAGUAUUAUAAUGAAAAAAAAUAUUGAACACUUAAUGUGGCGAAUAAUGUCUUUGACAGUAAUAGUAUUUUGUGAUUUUAAAUUAUAGACUGUUAUAUGAUGAGCCAAUCGCAGAGCUUCAUAACGGAAUUUUAAAUUAGGAAUUAAUAUAGUUACAUGGUAAAAUUAAUGUUAAAAAACAAACACCAGAAAAUACUUGUGUUCACUAUAUUGUGGAAUAAGACCUUGGAUUCUUCGUAAUAGGAGAAUUAUUUUUAAAAUACAGAUUACAUAAAUGUUUAUUUCUAUAAUUACUAAUCCAAAGGAUUUUUUAAAGAAAUAGCAUCUGCACUUGAUUGUGAAUGAAUAGUAAAAUUUUAGAUACCUCUAAAAAUUUUGAUCUUUUGUUAGACCUUAAUUUUUGUGAUCCUAAUAAAAGAUAAAAUAUGCAUCCAAAUGUAUCAAGAACUUGGGAAUAUUAUACUCUGCUCCUCAUUAAAAAAAAUAUGUUCAAAUAAAACAUUUGAUCUUCUAGUCCCAUAUUAUUAGAAUUUAAAAGUUUAGUUUUAAAUUGUUUAGUCUCAGACUAAAAAUAAGAUAGAUAGAGUGAAGAUAUACAAUAGAAUCUGGAAACACUUAUAUUCAAAACGCGCUAUGUCUAUAUAUUAUGUUUAGAGUGUUUUUAGUGCAAUAUCAGCUACAACUUUAUUUUAACCAGUGGAAAUGUCGCCCAAUCAAACAAUCUGUGAAUUAUUUUAUAAAUCAACCAAUAUAACAUGUAAAAUAUAGAGAAACCUUUAUAAAUAAAAAGAAAGACGCGCUCAAAAGACCUAAUUUAAUUUGUUUAUCCCACAAUAAUUAUGUAACAAUGUAGAUGUAAGAGUCAAUAACAAUAUGGAACAAUAUGUCCUUAUUACUUAGAAACAUUAUUUAAUAGUAUGAUCAGUGAUCACUAGGUUGUUUUGUAAAGUUUAGUGAUAGCCCUGUUUAGCAAGAUUACGAAUGAGACCCCUCUAUCUAUCUUCCAUUAGUCUCUGUAGUUAGUUUUAUAUGUAAGUCGAAUUAUAUGUACUUUUUAGUGUUGUUUACUUAUCAUGCAUAAAAAGUUAACUUUUCCCACCAUUUUGUUUUUAGGUUAUGUUAUCCUAUCACCCUAAACACUUACUAAUUUUGUUAUUUUUUAGCUUUAUAGAUCUGUGAGGUGAGUGUUAUAAAGUGAGAUUACAUGACAUAAGAUUAACUCCUGUUAUUGAUGAAUACUUAAAAGAUGUAUUUUAAAAAAUGUUAAACAGAUGGUACUGUUAUAUUUUUCAUAAUACCUUACGGUUAAGAAGAGCAUAUCAUGUUUUGUAGAAAUAUAAAUGGUUAUGCAAAUGUGA